AUGGCUCCCGUCACAACCAGUCGUUGCGACUUGACACCGUCGUUCCUGCUACAGACUCGAAAGUCAAGUAUGGAGAAUUCGACUCAUAGGGCGCAGAUCAAAGACGACACUUUAGCGACACUUUCCAUGACAUUGUCCAGUCGAUCACCUAAUGAUUACAAUGAAGACAAGGAAAAAUUAAGUAAAAUGGCUGCAGCUGUUACGACAUUAUUGGAAUGUAUUGGCGAAGAUCCAGAACGUGAAGGAUUACAAAAGACGCCCAUGCGAAUGGCAAAAGCCAUGCUUUAUAAUACAAAAGGAUAUGGUCAAAAGCUAACGGAUGUUUUGAAUGAAGCCGUGUUUGAAGAAGAUCAUGAGGAAAUGGUCAUUGUACGUGACAUUGAUUUGUAUUCCAUGUGUGAACAUCACAUGGUGCCUUUUGCAGGGAAAAUUCAUAUUGGGUACAUUCCUAAUGGAAAAGUCUUGGGAUUAAGUAAACUUGCACGUGUGAGUGAAAUCUUUUCAAGACGUUUACAAGUUCAAGAGAGAUUGACCAAACAAAUUGCUACUGCUAUUAUGGGUGUCAUUGAACCAAAAGGUGUUGCUGUUGUGAUUGAAGCGACACAUAUGUGUAUGGUCAUGAGAGGAGUGGAAAAGAGUGGAGCAAGUACAGUCACGAGCUCGGUUCUUGGCGUGUUUAAGAGUGAUCCACGGACGAGAAGUGAAUUUAUGUCACUUAUUCAUAGCAGGAGAUGA
Messenger RNA from Peronospora farinosa, 735 nucleotides. The record is from the annotation of a GenBank genome assembly. Lineage: Eukaryota; Oomycota; Peronosporomycetes; Peronosporales; Peronosporaceae.